CGCGGAGCCAGUGCAGUGUCACCAUUAACUAGUUCUCGCCCCAUCUUUCUUUUUCUUUCUUUUUUGACGUGACCAGCGAGAAAAAUGGUGAAGGUUAAGUGCUCCGAGCUGAGGACCAAGGACAAGAAGGACCUCACCAAGCAGUUGGAUGAGCUGAAGAAUGAGCUGCUCAGCCUGCGCGUGGCCAAGGUGACCGGCGGAGCUCCCUCGAAGCUCUCCAAGAUCCGCGUUGUCCGCAAGGCCAUCGCCCGCGUCUACAUCGUGAUGCACCAGAAGCAGAAGGAGAACCUGCGCAAGGUCUUCAAGAACAAGAAGUACAAGCCCCUGGAUCUGCGCAAGAAGAAGACCCGCGCCAUCCGCAAGGCCCUGUCGCCCCGCGACGCCAACCGCAAGACGCUCAAGGAGAUCCGCAAGCGCUCCGUCUUCCCGCAGCGCAAGUUCGCCGUCAAGGCCUAGGAUCCACGAUCUGCGAUCUGUCUGUCUAGUGUGCGUUAAGGGUUCCUCGGUUCUUCGGUUCCAUGGAGAAGAAAACAAAUAAAACCUUUUUUUUAAAGUGAAAAAA
Drosophila takahashii is the source of this 562-nucleotide messenger RNA. RefSeq names its product Ribosomal protein L35 (gene RpL35). The record is from RefSeq and is a predicted model, not a curated record. Gene Ontology annotation, molecular function: structural constituent of ribosome; mRNA binding. Gene Ontology annotation, cellular component: cytosolic large ribosomal subunit; ribosome. Gene Ontology annotation, biological process: translation; maturation of LSU-rRNA from tricistronic rRNA transcript (SSU-rRNA, 5.8S rRNA, LSU-rRNA). Lineage: Eukaryota; Metazoa; Arthropoda; Insecta; Diptera; Drosophilidae.